Panthera uncia (snow leopard) is the source of this 1203-nucleotide messenger RNA. It is a transcript of the gene DRD3, whose product is annotated as dopamine receptor D3. Bases 1 to 1203 code for a protein of 400 amino acids. Lineage: Eukaryota; Metazoa; Chordata; Mammalia; Carnivora; Felidae. Gene Ontology annotation, biological process: adenylate cyclase-inhibiting dopamine receptor signaling pathway; adenylate cyclase-activating adrenergic receptor signaling pathway. The transcript is spliced from 6 exons. Gene Ontology annotation, cellular component: plasma membrane. Gene Ontology annotation, molecular function: dopamine neurotransmitter receptor activity, coupled via Gi/Go; G protein-coupled receptor activity. The record is from RefSeq and is a predicted model, not a curated record.
AUGGCGCUUCUAAGCCAGCUGAGUGGCCACAUCAACUCCACCUGUGGAGCAGAGAACUCCACGGGGGCCAGCCAAGCCCGCCCACAUGCCUACUAUGCCCUCUCCUACUGCGUGCUCAUCCUGGCCAUCGUCUUCGGCAAUGGUCUGGUAUGUGUGGCAGUGCUGAGGGAACGGGCUUUGCAAACCACCACCAACUACCUGGUGGUGAGCCUGGCCGUGGCGGACCUGCUGGUGGCCACCUUGGUGAUGCCCUGGGUGGUGUACCUGGAGGUAACAGGUGGAGUCUGGACUUUCAGCCGAAUUUGCUGUGAUGUUUUCGUCACCCUGGAUGUCAUGAUGUGUACAGCCAGCAUCCUGAACCUCUGCGCCAUCAGCAUCGACAGGUACACUGCAGUGGUCAUGCCAGUCCACUACCAACAUGGCACAGGACAGAGCUCCUGUCGGCGUGUGGCCCUCAUGAUUACAGCCGUGUGGGUACUAGCCUUUGCCGUGUCUUGCCCUCUCCUCUUUGGCUUCAACACCACAGGAGACCCCACCGUCUGCUCCAUCUCCAACCCUGAUUUUGUCAUCUACUCUUCAGUGGUGUCCUUCUACCUGCCCUUUGGAGUGACGGUCCUUGUCUAUGCCAGGAUCUAUGUGGUGUUGAGACAGAGGAGACGGAAACGGAUCCUCACUCGACAGAACAGUCAGUGCAUCAGUGUCAGACCUAGCUUCCCACAACAACCACUAUCCCCUGGCCGGGCACACCUGGAGCUGAAGCGCUACUACAGCAUCUGCCAAGAUACUGCCUUGGGGCAACCAGGCUUCCAAGAAGCAGGAGGAGAGUUGAAAAGGGAGGGGAGGACUCAGAACUCCCUCAGCCCCACCAUGGCACCCAAGCUCAGCUUAGAGGUUCGAAAACUCAGUAACGGCAGGUUGUCGACAUCUCUAAAGUUGGGGCCCUUGCAAUCCCGCGGAGUGCCACUUCGGGAGAAAAAGGCAACCCAGAUGUUGGCCAUUGUGCUUGGGACCUUCAUUGUCUGCUGGCUGCCCUUCUUUUUGACCCACGUUCUCAAUACCCACUGCCAAGUCUGCCAUGUGUCCCCAGAGCUUUACAGCGCCACCACGUGGCUGGGCUACGUGAACAGUGCCCUCAACCCUGUGAUCUAUACCACCUUCAAUGUUGAGUUCCGUAAAGCUUUCCUCAAGAUCCUGUCUUGCUGA